AGAAGGCAGUGUAUGUUUGUUUAUAAAUGAGUCAUGAACAAAACUGCUUGCAUUCAACCUAGUCCUGCAUUCUAGAUGAUAAUAGCACGGCCAUCAUCCAUUCGGACCAGGACUAAUAAUCCAGCUGCCCAGUUCAAAUCCAACCAUGUAGGAAGGAACUGCAGUUGCUGGUUCAUACCGAAGACACAAAAUGCUGGAGUGACCCAGUGGGUCAGACAGCAUCUCUGGAGAGAAAGAAUAGGUGAUGUUUUGAGUUUAAAGAAGCAUUCAGGCAUGAAACGUCACCCAUUUUCUCCAACGUUGCCGCCAGACCCUCUGAUUUACUCCAGCAUUUAGUGUCUAUCUUAAAAUCCAACUGGCAGCUGUGGAAUUAAAAUUCAAUUAAUAACAGUGUUUAUCUUUUUGAGAAAAGAACUGGAAUUAGUAUUGACAAUAUGAAUUUACCAAGUUGUUGUAAAAAUCCUGCCUAACCCACUGAGUUACUCCAGCACCAUGCGUCUCUCCUAACAACUAGUACUCUCAAUCCUGGCAGCAAACUGGUAAACCUCUGUACCAUCCCCAAAGCCUCCAUUCUUCUUGUAGUGGGGUGACCAGAGAAGCAGAAAUUAUUCCAAAUUUGCUCUGACUAAUGUUCUAUAUAACUGCAGAGGAAUGAGCAGACCCAAGGACAUCAGUUAUCUUAAGAAUAGCUCAUGUUCAGUAUAACUAGUUUAAUUUAGUGUUGUUUAUUAUCAUGUGUAGCGAAGUACAGUGAAAAACUUUUGUUGCGUGCUAACCAGUCAGUGGAAAGACUACAUGAUUACAAUCGAGCCAUCCAAUGUAGAUACAUGAUAAAGGGAAUAACAUUUAGUGAAAGAUAAAAUCCAAGAAAGUAUGAUUAAAGAUAUUCUGAGGGUCUCCCAUUAAGUAGAUAGUAGCUCAGCACCGCUCUCUAGUUGUUGAUAGGAUGGUUUGGUAACCUGAUAACAGCUGGGAAGAAACUGUCCCUGAAUCUGGAUGCCUUUUCAUACUUCUGUAUUUCUUACUUGAUGGGAGGGGAGAAGAGGGAAUGACCUGGGUGAGACUGGUCCUUGAUUAUGAUGGUGGCCUUGCCGAGGCAGGGAGAAGUUAAAUGGAGCAAAUGGAUGGGAGGUUAGUUUGUGUGAUGGUCUGGGUUGUUCCACAAUUCUCUGCGAUUUCUUGCAGUCUUGGAUGGUGCUGUUCCCAAACCAUGAUGUGAUGCAUCCUGAUACGUACAGCUAAUGCACUGCUAACUUAGUGGGAUCAAAGAGACUUAUCACUGUUAUGGGCCAAGAGAGAGUUAGAUUUAGUUCUUAGGGCUAAGUGAAUCAAGGGAUAUGGGGAAAAUAUCAGAACGGGGUACUGAUUUUGGAUGAUCAGCCAAGAUCAUAUUGAAUGGCGGUGCUGGUUCAAAGAGCCGAAUGGCCUCCUCGUGUACCUAUUUUCUAUGUUUCUAUGGUUCCAAUAUUCCGCUCAAGAAGGCGACCUGUAUUGCGAAUUCCGCACGGAACACGAAGACCUCGAUGUCACAAUCUGCUGCCAUCGCAACCUGAAACAAAUCAAAAUUGUGCUGACAACGCCCAACAGGAAACGUCUGCCACGUGUCAAAGCUGCGGUGAUCCCAACCCAGCUACCGCGAGCGACGGCAGACGAUCUCGUCCCUGGCACUUUAAACAGGGAGAGCUCAGGAGCGUGAAAAUAUCCCGCUUGUGAAUGGCCGCUCUGCGGUGAACCCCAGCUGAAGGAACUAAUGUUCAAAAAAAAUGUGUGAAUGCCAGGGCAAGUUUGAUGAUGUCCACGCCAAGCUUCACGAUGCUAUAAUGAGAGGUGACCAGGGGAACAUCACAGCCCUGCUUAAGGUGCAUCCUGUCAAUGAGCCCAUAACCAUCUGGAAAAACUGCGCCAUGGUGCCCAUGUAUGAAAAUCAGGGGUUGUCUAUUCUCCCGAUCCAUUUGGCCGCAACGUAUCGAAAGGCAAGGAGCCUGGAGUGCUUAAUUCAACACAAGGCUGAUCUGGAGGCAGAGGAUGGCAAGGGUCGCAGGGCGCUGCACCUCGUCCUCAUGCACUGGCCCAACACUGCCCGCGACCGGCUGGUACCCAAGACCAAGUUUGAGAAGGCGAUGGCAGCCAUGCAGGGCCGUGCCGAGGCUUGCAUGCGGUUGCUGUGCCGGCACGGCGUGGAGGUGAACGUCAAGGCCGGCGUCGAUAGCCGGGACGGCCCGCUGCACCUGGCGGUGCGGCACGGGGCAUGGCCGGCGGUGGCGUUGCUGGCCCGGCACGGAGCCGAGCUGGAGGCCGCCGACCAACACGGCUUGACGCCGCUGCACAUGGCCAGCGGGCUGCUGGACCGGCAGCUGACUGAGGAGCUGCUGGGCCGGGGGGCGCGGGUGGACGCCCGCGUACCGGGCAGCGGCUGUACACCGCUCCAGCUGGCGGUGGGAGCCGCCUCGGGCAAAGCCGGUCGAUACCUGGGAGCCGGACUGGACUGCGUGAGGGCCUUGCUGGCGGCUGGAGCGUCGGUGGACGCCCGGGACUGGCGAGGCCGGUCGGCGGCCCAUGAGGCCUGCUUUGGCGGGCGGGAGGAGGUGGUCGACCUACUGCUGGAUCACGGAGCCGACCUGAGCCUCUGCACCGAACAGGGAGAGUCACCCCUCGCCCUCUUCCUGGAGCGCCGGCCCAACCUGCGUUGCCGCCGGCUGCUGGCCAAGGUGCUCAGCCUCUCCUGCCCUCCCCGCAUCCACGGAGCAGGCGGCGGCUUGCCCAGCGGCCUGCUCGGCCCUGAGUCGCGCCGCCACCGAGAGUUCCUGCAGGCCCUGUGCCGGCAGCCGCCUGCUCUCCGCAACCUGUGCCGUGCGGCGGUGCGCCGGGCCCAUGGGCGGCACCAGGCCCAGCAGCUUCUGCCCACCCCCGUCUGGCGUUUCGUCUACGGGCACCAGGGCUAUGCCGAGGAACUGGAGGAAGUGGCUGGAGGGCCGGACGAGCGGCAGGAACCAGAGGCCCAGGACCGACUGGACCAUAGGAUCGGCGGCCUGCACCUCUGAACUACCCUCACUCCUCACCCCAGUGAAAGCUCAGCUUCCCGCCCCAUUAACUGGCAAGAACAUUUAAAAUUUUCAGUCCUCCCCACCUCCCCUCUUUUUCAAGACAAUCUUAGGCUGUGAGACUUUCCACCCAACAAUCUGAAAGGGGCAAUACAGGUAACAGGGACUGAAUGAAGACAUACGAGCAGAAUUAGCCUAUUCGGCCCAUCAGGUGUGCUCCACAAUCCGAUCAUGGCCCAUCUAUUUUUUUCUCUCUCAACCCCAUUCUCAGGCCUUCUCCCGUAACCCUUGACUAGAACCUAUCAAUCUCCAACAGCAGAGACAAACUGCUUUUGUUCCGUGCCUGCUAAAUCUAAAAAUCAAAUAGGUUUUAAGUUGCAAAUCUGGAGGAAUGGGCGAGGGAAUUUCAGUGGUAUUUGGGCCAGCUGGUGGUGGUGGUGAAAGCAAAAGCUGUAUUCGGGAUCUUUUCUGCUUAUAUACAAGAUUUCUCUGUACCUAACAUUAAACCUGGAUGUGCGGAGGUAAUAUAAACGA
Molecule: messenger RNA, 3575 nt
Organism: Leucoraja erinaceus (little skate)
Lineage: Eukaryota; Metazoa; Chordata; Chondrichthyes; Rajiformes; Rajidae
Product: ankyrin repeat domain-containing protein 61-like
Exons: 3
Coding region: 1764-3041 (425 amino acids)
Biological process (GO): innate immune response
Cellular component (GO): cytoplasm
Molecular function (GO): protein binding
Source: RefSeq, a predicted model, not a curated record